Messenger RNA from Medicago truncatula (barrel medic), 1779 nucleotides. Its product is annotated as sugar transport protein 1. Lineage: Eukaryota; Viridiplantae; Streptophyta; Magnoliopsida; Fabales; Fabaceae. Gene Ontology annotation, cellular component: membrane. Gene Ontology annotation, biological process: monosaccharide transmembrane transport. The record is from RefSeq and is a predicted model, not a curated record. Bases 87 to 1643 code for a protein of 518 amino acids. Gene Ontology annotation, molecular function: monosaccharide transmembrane transporter activity. The transcript is spliced from 4 exons.
CCCAUCCAAAACCUCCAUUCACUUUCUCUUCUUCUUUACAUUUUCACUAUUCUUCUCUCUUCUUCUUGCUACUGAGGUCAGAAAAAAUGGCUGGUGGUGGAAUUCCCAUUGGAGGGGGUAACAAAGAGUACCCCGGAAACCUCACUCCUUUUGUCACCAUAACAUGCAUCGUUGCUGCCAUGGGUGGUUUGAUCUUUGGCUACGAUAUUGGAAUUUCAGGUGGUGUGACGUCCAUGGAUCCGUUUCUGAAGAAAUUUUUUCCGGCGGUGUACCGGAAAAAGAACAAGGACAAAUCGACAAACCAGUACUGUCAAUAUGACAGUCAAACAUUGACGAUGUUUACAUCGUCGUUGUAUCUGGCUGCCCUUUUGUCCUCGUUGGUAGCUUCCACCAUAACUCGUAGGUUUGGUCGGAAACUUUCCAUGCUUUUCGGAGGAUUACUUUUCCUUGUCGGUGCUCUUAUUAAUGGCUUUGCUAAUCAUGUUUGGAUGUUGAUCGUGGGUCGGAUCUUGCUCGGGUUUGGUAUCGGGUUUGCUAAUCAGGCUGUGCCAUUGUACCUCUCUGAGAUGGCUCCUUACAAGUAUAGAGGAGCAUUGAAUAUUGGGUUUCAAUUAUCAAUUACAAUUGGUAUACUUGUGGCCAAUGUGUUGAAUUACUUUUUUGCCAAAAUCAAAGGUGGAUGGGGAUGGAGAUUGAGUUUAGGUGGUGCUAUGGUCCCAGCACUUAUAAUAACAAUUGGAUCAUUAGUCCUUCCCGACACCCCUAACUCAAUGAUCGAACGUGGUGAUCGCGAUGGAGCUAAAGCUCAACUUAAGAGAAUUCGCGGUAUUGAAGAUGUUGAUGAAGAGUUUAAUGACCUUGUAGCAGCUAGUGAGGCCUCAAUGCAAGUUGAAAACCCUUGGAGAAAUUUGUUGCAGAGGAAAUAUAGACCUCAGCUUACUAUGGCUGUAUUGAUACCAUUCUUCCAACAAUUUACAGGCAUCAAUGUUAUCAUGUUUUAUGCACCUGUGCUAUUUAAUUCCAUUGGGUUUAAGGACGAUGCUUCACUUAUGUCGGCUGUCAUCACCGGUGUUGUUAAUGUUGUUGCUACUUGUGUCUCAAUUUAUGGAGUUGAUAAGUGGGGUAGGAGAGCCCUUUUCCUUGAAGGUGGUGCUCAAAUGCUCAUAUGCCAGGUUGCAGUAGCAGCUGCAAUUGGGGCCAAAUUUGGAACAAGUGGAAACCCUGGUAAUUUACCAGAAUGGUAUGCUAUAGUAGUUGUGCUCUUCAUUUGCAUUUACGUAGCAGGAUUUGCUUGGUCAUGGGGUCCUCUUGGUUGGUUGGUUCCUAGUGAGAUUUUCCCAUUGGAGAUUCGUUCUGCAGCUCAAAGUGUAAACGUAUCUGUGAACAUGCUUUUCACCUUCUUAGUUGCACAAGUUUUCUUGAUAAUGCUUUGUCACAUGAAGUUUGGUUUGUUCCUCUUCUUUGCCUUCUUUGUUUUGGUGAUGUCAAUCUAUGUAUUCUUCUUAUUGCCUGAAACUAAAGGAAUACCAAUUGAAGAGAUGGACAGAGUUUGGAAAUCACAUCCCUUCUGGUCUAGAUUUGUUGAACAUGGUGAUCAUGGCAAUGGUGUUGAGAUGGGAAAGGGAGCUCCUAAAAAUGUGUAAUUAUUAUUAUUAGUCUUCAUUUUAUUUUAUUUUCAUUAUUAAUUAGUUUUAUUGGUGAAACACUAACUAUUGGUGUCAACCUCAAGUAUCAAAUGUAAUGAAAUUGCACUUCAAAAUUACGGGAUUAUUUUUCUCA